UUGUCGACGCCAUGACCAGCUCCUCCGCUCCUUCGCGCAAGGCUUUAAGCAAGAUCGCUUGCAACAGACUCCAGAAAGAGCUUGUGGAGUGGCAAGUUAAUCCGCCAGUCGGAUUCAAGCACAAAGUCACUGAUAAUCUCCAAAAAUGGAUAAUUGAAGUGAAUGGAGCUCCGGGAACACUGUAUGCCAAUGAAACGUUUCAGCUUCAGGUCGAUUUUCCGGAGCAUUACCCAAUGGAGGCACCGCAGGUGAUCUUUCUCCAUCCAGCUCCUCUGCAUCCUCACAUCUAUAGCAAUGGACAUAUUUGUUUAGAUAUCCUAUAUGAUUCCUGGUCGCCAGCCAUGACCGUUAGCUCUAUCUGUAUCAGCAUUCUUUCCAUGUUAUCGAGCUCAACAAUGAAGCAACGACCAGCUGAUAAUGAUCGUUAUGUGAAGAACUGUAAAAAUGGCAGAUCUCCCAAGGAGACAAGAUGGUGGUUCCAUGAUGAUAAAGUGUAAUAAUAGUACCAAGAAUCCAAACCCGUGUAUAAGCCAAGUUUUUUGGCUAAUAUAUGUCGAGCUUAAUGGGAAGGGAGGCUGGUUCUCUUUGGUCGUCUUGUAACAUAUACAUUUACCUUGUUGUGUAUGAAGAUCUUUAUUUGAUUCUGGUGGCCUCCCCUAGCAGUUUCCUUACUUCAAAUAUAUGUCAUUAAUCACC
Molecule: messenger RNA, 696 nt
Organism: Rubroshorea leprosula
Lineage: Eukaryota; Viridiplantae; Streptophyta; Magnoliopsida; Malvales; Dipterocarpaceae
Source: the annotation of a GenBank genome assembly